AUGUUGUCUCCAGUUGUUCGCAUCUCCUAUACAUUCGUUUUAUUGACUUAUGUCUUUUCCUACGUUAAAGCAGACUGUUCAUCAUACGGCAUUGAUUUUCAGAAUGGAGCUAGUUAUUUCAUCAAUAGCGGAGAUACUUCCAACUUCACCUCCGUCACGCAGUUUACGGGAUGUACUGGCACAGCCGAUGUAAUUCUUGUUGCCCCUGAUGAGGAUUCCUGGUUGUGUAGCGACAUAAACACUCAGCCUGACAAUACAAAUAUGCUUUCAACAUGUCCUCUCUCGAAAAGCGAGAUGUAUAGUGGUAGUUGGACUAUCGUUAUUUUGGGUAAUAAUGGAAAUUCAUCAUCUUUCGCUGCCCAAAGAACAUUUGAACUUGUACUUGGCCCUCAAGCUACAGUCACAUAUAUCCCAACAGUAAAUAUCACGAGUGUGGUAACACCAUCAACAACUUUACCCACGACCAUUACUGAAGUUGACUCAACCACGCUUCCCGCUGUUACAAUUACCGAGCCUUCAGCCACCGCCAAAAACACAGUGACAAUUACACCUAAACGAGUCACAACGACCAAGAUCACCACAUCCACGCGGACUUUUACUUCUAGAAAAUACACCUUUCCUAUCGUUACCGUCACCAAGACAGCAUCUUGUAAAGUUCCCAUCAAGCCAACCGCAAGAGAUCCAUUCGCAAAUGAACAUUUCCUUGCUCUUGCCCAAAGUAUCAAAUCCAAUCUUGCCUAUAGACGUACUGCUGGACCAGCACCAAUACCUGCUGCCAUCACCUCAGCUCCAAGAGCCAAUUUCAACAACCGCGACGUUCCAGUUGACAUUGCUAGUGUUCUUGGACGUCGUGCUGUUGGACGUCUUCUCGAGAAAAAGCUCAAGAAGCGUGCUCCGGAUGUGCCAACUUUGACAAUCAUUGAUACAAACACAGCUGACUGGGAGACUUCCACUAUUACCACCACUACUGAUACCACAACUUUCUAUAGCACAGCCACUACAACCACAUCUACCACUAUUGUCACGAUUACAAAGACUGCAACACCUUCUUCAGUAAUUGCAUCCUGUACCUCGAAGGGUGGUGUAAUCAUUUGA
Molecule: messenger RNA, 1095 nt
Organism: Sclerotinia sclerotiorum 1980 UF-70
Lineage: Eukaryota; Fungi; Ascomycota; Leotiomycetes; Helotiales; Sclerotiniaceae
Exons: 5
Coding region: 1-1095 (364 amino acids)
Source: RefSeq, a predicted model, not a curated record